GUUACCUGCAGUAACAGGUUUGACCUCGCGUGGGGCUCGUGGGAGGAACACAAGAAGCACGGGCUCAUCUCUCGCGAGGAACGACGCCGUUAUCGGAAUCUCUACAAACAACACGAGAAUUCAUCAUUCACACGCUGUGAAUGAUGUCUGAGCAAGACCUGGAUGAAAUUGUACAAAUAACAGUGGAGGAAUUUGGCCAGGGUGACCAGACAGACAUGCUGGACAAUCAUGAAGAUGAUGAGGACAAGCCUCAGAAGAAACGGAGGAAAUUGAGCAAUAACCAGGAGAACAACAACAACAACAACAACCAAGAUCUCUCUUUUAUUAAGAACCUUUUGCUCUCACUCAACUCGUCAAUCUCCCAGCGACUGGACAGUAUUGAGUUAAAGUUACAGGCAGUGGAAGCCACUUGCAAGUCUCUUGGACGCAAAUUGGACAGCAUGGUACCCAGUCCCAAAAGUCCCAUCCAGGUACCUAUGGUUGCAGGAUCGCCUCAGGGAGCCACUCAGACCUGGAACAAAGUGCGCUGUGUUGUUCCACAAACAAAUGUGAUAGUGAGCAGUGACCGCCCAAAGGGGGCAUGCCAGGAGGACACUCCACUGGAGAACCUACUCAGCAACACAGUGAGCGGGCGGAGGCAAAACACCAUCCUGGUGAAGGUGCCGGGCCCUGAAGAGACGCAGGAUGAACAGGAGAGUGGCUCAGAGGCCAGUGAUUCCGUUUCCAAUGGCGGCCACGUUAGCCAAAAUGGCCAAAAUGUCACGCUCAUCACCCUCAACUCUGAGGAUGACUACCCAGCAGGCACCUGGUUGGGGGAUGAAAACAACCCAGAGAUGCGUGUCCGGUGCCCCGUGUCGCCAGCUGAUAUGCUCCACAUCGCCACAAACUGCCGCACAGCAGAAAAGAUGGCGCUCACGCUUCUGGACUACCUGUUCCAUCGGGAGGUUCAGGCCAUGUCCAACCUCUCUGGACAGGGCAAACAUGGCAAGAAGCAGCUGGACCCACUCAUGAUCUAUGGCAUUCGUUGCCACUUAUUCUACAAAUUUGGCAUCAGUGAGUCAGACUGGUACCGCAUCAAGCAGAGCAUAGACUCAAAAUGUCGCACCGCCUGGAGACGCAAGCAGCGCGGCCAGAGUCUGGCCGUCAAGAGCUUCUCCAAACGCACACCUCGUGCUACAGCCACAGAAGGAGGCAUUGGAGGAGAAACAGCCCACAUCGAGACUGCUACCCAGCAGACCUUGCACUACGCCCUGGCCAAUCAGCAGGUCCAGAUACACCGCAUCAGUGAGGAUGGACAGGUCCAGGUGAUUCCUCAGGGUCAGCUGCACAUUGCCCAGGUGCCACAAGGAGAGGAGGUGCAGAUCACACAGGACAGUGAGGGAAACCUCCAGAUCCACCAGGUGCACGUUGGUCAGGAUGGACAGGUGUUGCGUGGCGCUCAGUUGAUAGCAGUGGCAUCAGCUGAUGGUGGGGCCGCCGCAGUCGAAGGCUCCUCCCUUCCCCCUGACAUCCAAGUGCAGUACGUUCAACUAGCCCCUGUUGCAGACCACACUGCUGCCGUACAGGCUGCUGAGCUGGCCCCAGCCCUGCAGGGAGACAUUGAGGUGAAAGAGGCCAUCCAGGGUACCAUCCAGGGCGAGAAUGGAGAGGUGGUCCAGAUUGUCACAUCUGUUGCUACCUGAGAACCCUGCCUGGUACACCUCAACCCAGAACUUGGCCCUACAGCAUGGCUAAACAAGUGAGAAUGGAACAUCAGAGGUCAACAAAUAAAUACGGUCUAUGAAGUUACACUUGCAAUCAAAUCAAAAAACCUUUUUUAAAUAAACACAAAGUCACUGAUCAAAUAGAGUGGAGAAGCAUUUCUUUCUAUUGUGUUUUCCCGCAACUACUUAACUUAUUGCCAACCAAAUGUCGCAAUGUGGAAAUGUUCACAGAGAACUUGAAAAGACCAUGAUGCUCCAAAAUCAACUGUGGUUCUUCUGGUGUUUUCAUCGCCAGAAGGACCUGGCCCACCACAGAAUACACAGAGGAAUUACACUCCAUCCAUAGAGGAUGCUACUUAGGCAGACCAUCACCCCGCCACUUCAUCAGCACACAUGCUUGUUUACAUCAACUUUGGAAAAUAGCUAAGCUAUUUGGAGUUACGCUGCUUGGCUAACUCUGAAUGCCCCCCCUCCCCACUCCCUGAAUCCCACCUCAGACAACCAGUACUGUGCUGUACUGUACUGUUUCUUGUCAUUUUUUGUCAUGUUGAACUGCAGUGGAAAGUAGAUUUAGCUGAUGACAGCUACUCUUGGUUGUGAUUAAUUUGGUUUUGUGUCUCAUUCCUUCAUUUGCUCUCCGUCCUGUAUCUCCGAGGUAUGAACACCACCUUCCUUCAGUUUUCAACUUGUUUUCAUAUUGGUUUGGCCAGAUAACUUAGCUUGUUUGAUUUACCUAAUUGUAACAUGCUGACAUUUUUGUGGGGGGCUUUAAUUUUAGAGGUAGAAGACCAUGACAUCAAGAGGACGAUGCCAGUAUUAGACAGUGGAUCAGGCAGAAUACCAAGAAAACCUUUAUGUUGGUUUUUCUCCCCCGUUGUUUCUCUGUGAAAGAUACAUUCAUGUGAAUAAAAUAUUUUGUGGUUGCCAUAAAA
Messenger RNA from Myripristis murdjan (pinecone soldierfish), 2635 nucleotides. RefSeq names its product BTG3 associated nuclear protein (gene banp). Bases 141 to 1682 code for a protein of 513 amino acids. The transcript is spliced from 13 exons. NCBI's taxonomy places the organism in Eukaryota, Metazoa, Chordata, Actinopteri, Holocentriformes, Holocentridae. The record is from RefSeq and is a predicted model, not a curated record. Gene Ontology annotation, molecular function: DNA binding. Gene Ontology annotation, biological process: negative regulation of protein catabolic process; protein localization to nucleus.